GAAUUUGGUCAGACAUUCACAUGCUCAGAAAAGAGGACUCUCCGAAGAACACAUCAGGUCACGCUCUAUAGGGCUUCUUGACACGAAAACUGGACCACAGACGAGUCUUGCUGACUCAAACUCCCGCAUGUCUUCACACAGUUUUUCUCUGAAAGCUAUAGCUGUAGCUGCACUGCUAUAUUGUUCUUUUACUCUACAUGAACACGGUGAAGCCACAAGCCUUGUGUAUGUGAGUGUGGAUGUCGUCCCUGUCGCUGGACAUCCCGAGGUUAUCUUGGCGACUUGCAAAACUUCCAGAAUGAAGCCUGCUGCCGAGGUGUCAUGGAAUUUGGGUGAUUUAUCUGAUUCUGUGAAGGUGUCAACCAACACUGUGAAACAUCUAGACGGGACGUUCACAGCCACAAGCAAUCUAAUUGCCACUCCAACUAUACAGAUGAAUCAACAACUUGUCCAAUGUGUGAUCAGACAUGCUGCGAUGAAAGAGAAACUGGAAGUUGAUCACAAGAUCAUUGUGCACUAUCCACCUCAGCUGGUCUUUGUGACACCUUUUAAGAAUCACGCUAAUGCUGAGGUGUAUCAAUGUGAGGCGGAUGCCAAUCCUGCAGCUACACACUUCAGCUGGCACAGCACGCACCAGACUAUCCCUAAUGAUGUCAUUAAGACAGAAGGAAAUAAACUCUACUUCUUGAAACUGACCUCUGAACUCAAUGGCCUGUAUACCUGUGAGGCUUCAAAUGAGUACGGUACAGGAAUCGGCUCACUCUACUGGAAAAAAGGAGAAAAGACAGAAGACUACCAUUCUGAGCUCUGAGUCCUUUAUGCCUGAUUUAAUUUCAUAUUUUCUCUGUGUCAUCAAAGUCCCUUUAGUGAAACUCAGGAAUAAAAUCUGGCAAUAAUUAUGUUUCUUAAAUUAAAAUCACACUAAAAUCUAUAUGAAAUGCCGUUUGAAAUUUUUGAAGGCAGCAUAGUAGCACGUAUCCUUCUCUGCCUCUGAUAUCCCACAAUUCUGUGCGUUCCAUUCCGUUAUGGUUGAGCUAAAAAAAACUAAAGAUGGCAUCUGAAAGUUGCGUUUGGUGGUCAGUUUGUGUGUUUAUUAUUUCUGACUAGCUUAUUGCACUUUUGAUGUUAUUUCUAGCGAGAAAUCAGUAUUAUAGUAAUUAAAUAUUUGUUUGGUUAUCACCAAAACCAAUUCUAUUUUGUUGUAGAUCAUUAAAUUGUUAUGCUGCCUCAGACGCAGAUGUCCAAAAUAGGUUUCACAAGGUGCCUUUGUGCAAAAAUAUUGCCUGCAAAGUCAUUGCCUAAUAAGGCAGUGAGGCAGCAAGUCAGCUGUAGCCUAUGAAUUUCAGAAUGCCUUAGUUUGUGGGUUGUUCAAUUUACUUUUUUGUUUAGUGACCUAUAGUAUAUAUAAUAUCUAAAAACGGUUAUACCUAAAUUAACUGGUUUUAUUAUAAUAAAAUAUAUUAUUUAGGAUCACUGAAACAACUUAAAUACAUUAAUUGAUACCAACAAAACAAAUUUUUAUUUAUUAAAUCGGACAACAAUAACUCUUUAAGGUAACAAUUGCCAGUCAUUUUUUUUUUUCAUAGUGCAGAUACUUCAUUUCAAAUAAUUUAUUUUCUUUGUUUUUGUUUUUACACAAGACAAAUAUCUGAUAGCAAAUUCCAGUCAUUACAUAAUCCCCCGGUUUCACAGACAAGGCUUAAGCCUAGUCCUAGACUAAAACGUAAAUCUGAGCUGUUUCAAUUGAAAGAAACUUGCACUUACUGAUCUUAAAACAUGUCAGUGCCUUUGUUUUGUCUUAAGAUGCACACCAGUAAUGCUUUUUUUCUAAGACAUGUUUAUAAAAAUUACUUAAAUGUCCUAAUUGAACUAUGGCCUAAUCCUGGUUUAGGCUAAGCCCCGUCUAUGAAACCGGGCCAAUAUGUCUACAUACAGUUUGAAACUAACCUUCUCCAGAGCAGGUUAUUGCAUUGUGCAAACAUUAUCAGUAGUAAGUAGCCGCCAGCAAAUGACAAAAUGAUUAAUUGCUUUGACCUUUCGUGACCUCAUAAUAUUAUUAUUAUUAUUAUUAAUAAUAAUAAUAUUAUCCAUAUGUGCCCCUUUGAUCUCAUAACAAGUUUCGGAUGCGGAAAUCGGUCAAGCGUGAAACUCCGGCGUCAUCCGGGAAGAGCUAUGUUAUCCGGUGGUGGAAAAAAACAUAAAUGAGCUGUCAAGUAUUGUUUUGAAGAUAUUAUGCCCCGUUUUGAAUCUUUCUCAUGGAAACAUCUGUGUGGCGAGCGAGUGCCCCUCCCAUCUGCGGUGCGCGUAUCAGGUUGCGUUCUGAGGCGCGCGCUCUCUCUCUCUCUCUCUCUCUCUCUCUCACCGCUAGCGCAAGCAUACCUAAAUGUCUGAAGUUCUUAUAUUUUAAAUUAUUUUACAUCAGUCACCUAUAGUUUCUUAAAGUUUCUUAUUUUAUUCAUCCUCUUCACAAUUGUGCCCCACCGCUCACUGUGUGAUGAAACAUGCAAAGUUGAAUUCCCUUUCAGAAAUUCGAUCCAGAGACCCAUCGUCUGUUUAGACAGAUGCAACCGUGGACAGCGUAAUUUACGGUUUUGUUUUAGGAAGCUUGUUUAAAUAACAGUUCUAGGCGUCUGUUUCUGGUAGCCGCGACAAAAUAAAUAUUUAUAAUUAGACAUGGUCACGAAGAAUUUAGCGGUAAUCUUACACAGGAACAAGCAGUCACAAUUGAUCAAUUUUAUGGGGUGUUACACAUGUCGCUAUCCUCUCUCUCUCUCUCUCUCUCUGUCAAUUUUCAAUUCAAUUCAAUUCAGCUUGUGUUGACUGUGUAACACAAUGUUACCAAAGCAUUGACGUAUGUAUAUAUAACAACAACAACAUAAAUAACAACCUAAAUAACAAUAAAAUACAUCUAAAUAAAUGAAAAGAUAAAGUAAGUCAGUUUCAAGUUAAUCAUGUUUAACAUCUAACAUUGUGAAUGGUCAGUGUUGGGCUAGUUACUCAAAGAAUGUAAUAUAUUACUCAUUACUAGUUACUCCUUUCAAAAGUAAUAUUGUUACUUUACUUAUUACUUUCUGGCAACAGUAAUUAGUCACACUACUAGUUACAUUACAAUUUUCUUCACACCCCACAGAAGCUGUAACUGUGUAUCUUCCACAUAAAAUUCUUCUACAAUGUUACUAACAACAUAUUUCUGCCUCAUCAUUUGACCAAAAUCCACAUCGGAUCGCAGUCAGAAGUUAUUACAAAAACUCAAUAACGAUCGAUAGUGGCAUUCAAGUAGAAGUCUUGUAUUCAUCUCAUUAAUUGUCAUGUAUAGCUUGAAGUAAUUUUUCCGUUACCCAUAUGUGAUUAAAUUUUGUUAUGUAUUUGAUCAAAUCACAUGAGUUUGUAAGAAACUGUUUAAUUUUCCAAAAAUAUUUGUAAUUAUAUUAAUAUAAUGUACCACAUGCUGAUCAGAGGAAUGUAAUGCCAGAGUAAAGUAAAGCCACAACUUACACAACAGAUCUUUUUUUCCUGACAAAAUCAAUAUAAUGCAAUAUUUCUAUCUGCUGAAUGUAAGCUUUUCCAUAUUCCAAGUUUGCCUGCUGCACGGGGGACAUCACAUGCAUGUGCGAGUUGUGAAAAUUAUGAAAAUAAAUCUAGGAAUUAUUUGAUUGUUAGAUUUUAAAUCAGCGGGGUUGAGGCAUCAAAAGUAACUAAGUAACUAAGCUGUUUUAUGGAAAGUAACUGUAAUAUUAUUACUGAAAUCUUAUUAGUAAUUAGUUACACCACUAGUUACUGCAAAAAGUAAUAUUAUUACAGUAACUAAAUUACUAGUAACUAGUUACUGCCCAUCACUGUGAAUGGUUAAUACAUAUUUAGCAGCUAGUGCAGCUGUGUUAUCAUCUUCUCCAAGUAAGAAGGGCAUUUUCUCAGUAUCAUUAAGUUCAGUAAAUGAUGGAAUCAAUGCUUCAAAUCUGGGGAGAAAUGUUUCCCUCACAUUGUGAUAUUUAGGACACACCAGCAGAAAGUGUUUCUCGUUCUCUGUUUGCUGUAGAUCACAGUGUCUACAGAUCCUCUGCUCUCGCUCUGUCCAUGUUUGUCUAUGUCUUCCUCUCUCUAUUUCUAAAUCAUGGUUAGUUCAGCUGUAUUUGGAGAGGAUUUGUCUUUCUGUAAAUGGAUUAAUCAAUAAAUAAUUGGCAAAUUUAGUAGUUCUGUUUAGGGUUGAGUAGCAUUGGAGUUUAUUUUGAAGGUCAAAGUGUAUUUUUAGAGAUUCAUCAUGACUGUCUUUCAGAUUUUUUGCCAAUUUCUUUAAUAAUGGCUUUGGGGUUGUAGCUGUAGUCAGUGAGGAGCCGGGUUUUAUGGACUAGCUGAAGAGCGAGCGUGUUUAGAGGAUGAGAUUCUGCUGAGGUUUCAUUGGCGAGGAGGGAUUUAUAUCGGACUGAAUCAGGAUCAGAUCUAUGGAGGUGAUUCCAGAACUGAACACAUCUCUUCUGGAUCUCAAUCGCAGUAAACUUUUUUAUUUUUAAUUAAAAAAAGUUAUGCUUGUGGGUACAAUCAUUUGGAGUAUUACUACACUCCAUAGACAAAAUCAUUUUUUACUGUACGCCUACCAAAAUUCUGCUACAACCAUUUUUAAUAAAAUAUUGUUUGCAAGCUAUCUUAAUUAUGAGGACUCAAGAAGCUAAAGAGAGACUUAUUUCUAUUUUAAAGAAUAUGGAAAUAUAUAAUUAUAUGACAGCAUGCUACUACCAUGUUACGAAAGCAAAUCAUUCAUCAUUCAUUUUAAUCAAGUAUUCAACAUUUAAGUUUAUUGAACUUAUAAAACACAUCAUAGUAACAAAGCAAUGCAAAUCAUUUAUCAUACAUUUUAAUCAUAUAUUUCAACAAUUACUUAAGUUCACUGAACUUAUAAAACUUUGAUUAUUAUGAAUUAUGACGACUCAAGAAAUUGCAUCAUAAACCACAGUGUUAUAUCAGUGUAGAACCCAUGUCACUAUACAAAUUUGUGUUCUGAUAAAUCAUAUAAACAAGUAAGCGCAUACAUAAACAUUUCAAGAACAUGUGUGUUCAGCCUGCUGGCAUAUUAAUGUAGCCCAGUUUGUGCUGAAUACAGCAUAAUCAGACUUUGGCCAUUAAUAUGUUUUAAGAUACUGAAAAAACACAAACUCCAAAACACCCAGAGAAUUAUAUAUCAUAGUAACAAACAUGUUACUAAAGCAAAUCAUUCAUCAUUUUAAGCGUAUUUAGCAUUUAUUUUAUAUAUUUAUUAAGCUUAUUAACAUUAUAAAACAACAUACUAAAGCAAAUCAUUCAUCAUACAUUUUUAAACACAUAUUCAGCAUUUAUUUAAGUUUAUUGAACUUAUAAAACACAUCAUUCUUGUCUUUUAAAGAUGUCAAUAAAUAAAAUGUG
This is a messenger RNA of Onychostoma macrolepis, 5394 nucleotides long. RefSeq names its product nectin-3-like protein. The transcript has 6 exons. The record is from RefSeq and is a predicted model, not a curated record. Gene Ontology annotation, cellular component: adherens junction. Bases 128 to 811 code for a protein of 227 amino acids. Gene Ontology annotation, biological process: homophilic cell-cell adhesion; heterophilic cell-cell adhesion. Lineage: Eukaryota; Metazoa; Chordata; Actinopteri; Cypriniformes; Cyprinidae.